AUGUUGCUGCUGAAAUUGCGAAUUUUCGUCGUCGUCGUCGUCGUCGCGUUAUUUGUUGGUGUGCAUUGUACACCAAUUGCGCCACCAAAGUUGGCGUCACCAAAUGAGGAAAUACAUGUCCGCAAUCGGCGUUGGUAUCCCUAUGGUGGCUAUGGCGGCUAUGGCGGCUAUGGCGGAUUCGGAAUUGGCAUCGGCUAUGGUGGCUAUGGUGGAUGCUAUGGAAAAUGA
This is a messenger RNA of Caenorhabditis bovis, 228 nucleotides long. Lineage: Eukaryota; Metazoa; Nematoda; Chromadorea; Rhabditida; Rhabditidae. The record is from the annotation of a GenBank genome assembly.